Molecule: messenger RNA, 2769 nt
Organism: Nematolebias whitei (Rio pearlfish)
Lineage: Eukaryota; Metazoa; Chordata; Actinopteri; Cyprinodontiformes; Rivulidae
Gene: ppp6r2b
Product: protein phosphatase 6, regulatory subunit 2b
Exons: 23
Coding region: 7-2763 (918 amino acids)
Cellular component (GO): nucleus; cytosol
Molecular function (GO): protein phosphatase binding; protein phosphatase regulator activity
Source: RefSeq, a predicted model, not a curated record
GUCGCCAUGUUUUGGAAGUUUGACUUGAACACAUCCUCCCAUCUGGAGACUUUGCUGGACAAGGAGGAUGUCACGCUCGGUGAGCUCCUGGAUGAGGAAGAUGUGCUGCAGGAGUGCAAGGCCCAAAACAGGAGACUGCUUCAGUUCUUGUGCCAGGAUCAGAGCAUGCAGGAGCUGGUUCGGCUGAUCACAACAGAGCCCCCUGCUGGUGCAGACGAGACUAAGCGCUUCAAGUAUUCAAAUACAGCCUGUGAGCUGCUAACAUGUGAUGUGGGAGCGAUCAAUGAUAAGCUGGGUAAUGAGGAGCCUCUGUUAGAAACACUGUAUGCUUUCCUGGAGCAGCCAUCCCCUCUAAACCCUCUGCUGGCAUCUUUCUUUAGCAAGACUAUUGGGAACCUCAUCACACGGAAGACUGAACAGGUAAUUAGUUUCUUGCGAAGGAAGGAGCAAUUCCUUUCUUUGGUAUUGAAGCACAUAGACACGUCAGCCAUGAUGGAUGUGCUUUUGCGCCUUAUUAGCUGUGUGGAGCCUCCGCCACUUCGACUUGAAACCCUUACUUGGCUGAACGAACAGAAACUGGCUCAGAGACUCAUAGAGCUCAUUCACCCCGAGAGAGACGAAGAGAGACAGUCAAAUGCAUCUCAGACUUUGUGCGACAUAAUUCGUCUUAGCAGAGACCAGGCCAGUCAGCUACAGGAGAUUUCACAGCCUGACCCUCUGCUGGCCGUGCUAGAAUCGCAGGAGUGUGUGGAGCAGCUGCUGCAGAACAUGUUUUUAGGAGAGAGGACUGAAAGCUGUAUCGUCAGCGGGAUUCAAGUUCUUCUGACCUUACUGGAAAUUCGGAGGCCUGUGGUGGAUGGUGUGAUGGAUGCUCAGGGGUUUGAGAGAAGUUACACUGUUAACAGCAGUAUUUUAUUGGCUAUUCAGCCACACUUGAUACACUUCCACCAGCUGCUUCUGGAACCACCCAAGCAAGAUCCCAUGCUGACUACUCUGGGUGUGCUGGAGGAGCCACUGGGGAACACACGUCUGCAUGUAGCCAGACUAGUGGCCUCUCUGCUUUAUACCAGCUCUGCUAGCCAUGCAGUCGUAGCACAAGAGCUCUGCAAACUCAACACAUUGGAUCUCCUUUUGAACUUGUUCUUCAAGUACACUUGGAACAACUUCCUACACCUUCAAGUGGAGCUUUGUGUGGCCGCCAUCGUCCGUCCCUGCGUCCAUGAAAUGAGGCUGCAGCCUGGUUUUGGUUCACAGGAAAAAUCCAAACCCCAAGACGCAGUACAAGAAGACAAUUCAAGUGAGGUCCCAACUUGUGAAUCAUCAGACCCCUCUGAAAACUCUGCACACAACUUAUUGGUGACUCAUUUAUUCCAACACUGCCACCUUGUUAAGAGGAUUCUGGAAGCUUGGGAAGGGAAUGAUAGAAUACAGUCAGAAGGAGGCAUGAGAAGAGGGUACAUGGGACAUCUGACCAGGAUCGCCAACACAGUGGUUCACAACCUGGAAAAGGGCCCAGUUCACAACCAAAUUAGUAGCCUCAUCAUAGAGCUGCCAGAGGACUACAGAGGGCGCUGGGAAACCUUUGUGGAGCAGACGCUGUCUGAGACUAAUAGGAAGAACACCAUAGACCUGGUUGGUACUGGAAAUCCUCGACCUUGCUCAGAAGAUGAUAUGGAGAGCCCCUUCCCUAAAGAACUGACAGUGCAACAGGCCUUUUCAGACUAUCAAAUCCAGCAGAUGACUGCGAACUUUGUGGAUCAGUUUGGCUUUAAUGAUGAGGAGUUUACUGAUCGCGAUGACAGCAUUGGUGCAACUUUCGACCGGAUCGCAGAGAUUAAUAUCAACAUAGAUGCUGGUCAAGACAAUGCUGGCACAGCUGUGUUUGAGGCCUGUUCCAAAGAGAGGAUUCAGCCUUUUGAUGAUGAUGAAGAGGACAUUUGGGAGGAGAAAGAAAUUAACUAUGCAACACAAACCAAGUCAAGGAACAGAUUUGGUGGCUUACAGUCCUCUCAAAGCCAAGCAGCCAGUAAGUCUUGUGAUGAGACUGCAGCUUCCAGUACCGACAAGCCCACAGAGUCGGACUCUGAGGAAGAGGACAAUAAAGAUGUGUUUGAUCCUUUUUCAAGUCAGGGGCAGACAGAAGCAACUGCAGGCACUGGAUGGGUAGCUGAUUUUGGUGAAGUCAAUUCUAAGGCUCCUGCUGCUGGAGAGGCCUUUGCUGCUUGGGAGAUGGCAGUUUCCCAACCAGCUUCAGGGGAGGCUGAGGAGAAAGGCUGGGCCAAGUUCACUGACUUUCAGCCUUUCUGUUGCUCUGAAACGGGCCCCAGAUGCAGCUCACCUGUGGAUUCGGAGCUUAGUGGAUCAGACACCACCAAACUAAACCCAAAUCCCUGCGUGUGGAGUGCAUGUGUGGCGAGAAAAGCUCCACUCGUGGCAUCGGACAGCUCGUCCUCCAGCGGCUCGGACAGCGAUGAAGAAGGAGGAAAGGCCGAGUCGACAUCCAGUGAGACGGUCACAACAGAGACGAUCACCACAGGUGCUGGCAAGGAGACGAUCCGGCUUACGGUGGACGCCAAAAAUGAGAGGGCGGUCUUCACAAGUGAAGCAGAUAAGGUGCCUGUAGAGGAACUGUCCAUCAAAGACAAAGAUGAAGAGAAAGAAAAGAAACAUGAAAAUGUUUCUAGCGCUGUUAUCGCCAGUUCAGCUAACCAGUCAUCUGCAGCCACACAAGAGAUGAAGUCCUCUGCCAACGGACCGGCCUAACGAAGC